Echinops telfairi (small Madagascar hedgehog) is the source of this 2851-nucleotide messenger RNA. RefSeq names its product transmembrane protein 241 (gene SLC35D4). Gene Ontology annotation, molecular function: antiporter activity. The transcript is spliced from 15 exons. Gene Ontology annotation, cellular component: Golgi apparatus. The record is from RefSeq and is a predicted model, not a curated record. Lineage: Eukaryota; Metazoa; Chordata; Mammalia; Afrosoricida; Tenrecidae. Bases 1 to 891 code for a protein of 296 amino acids.
AUGUGUUUGAGGAGGUCCCUGGCCGGCCCCGCUUUCUGUGCCUGCUACCUCGCUUCUUACCUCACGAACAAGUAUGUCCUGUCUGUCUUGAAAUUUACUUACCCUACAUUAUUCCAAGGGUGGCAGACGUUAAUUGGUGGACUUUUGCUUCAUGUGUCAUGGAAACUGGGCUGGGUAGAGAUCAACAGCAGUUCAAGAUCUGAUGUUUUUGCGUGGCUUCCUGCGUCCGUGCUGUUUGUGGGUCUCAUCUAUGCUGGCUCCAGGGCGCUGUCCAGGCUGACCAUCCCCGUGUUUCUCACUUUGCACAGCGGAGCUGAGGCAAUCGUCUGUGGGUACCAGCAGUGCUUUCAGAAAGAGAAAAUUUCUCCUGAAAAGACCUGUAGUGCGCUCUUCCUGCUGGCCGCCGCAGGGUGCCUGCCCUUCAACGACUCCCAGUUUGACCCAGAUGGAUAUUUUUGGGCUAUCAUCCACUUAUUCUGUGUAGGAGCUUAUAAGAUGCGACGGAUGCCCCAGAAGCCCAGUGUGCUAAGUGACAUUGACCAGCAAUACUUAAACUACAUAUUCAGUGUGGUGCUGCUGGCCUUUGCAUCCCAUCCCACAGGUGAUCUCUUCAGUGCCCUGGAGUUCCCGUUGCUGUACUUCUACAGAUUCCAUAGCAGCUGCUGGGCCAGUGGAUUUUUAGGAUUCUUUCUCAUGAUCAGCACAGUGAAGCUAAAAAGCACUAUGGCCCCAGGGCAGUGUGCAGCCUGGAUUUGUUUUGCAAAGGUCAUCACAGCUGGUGCAUCGCUGCUGCUGUUUGAGGUGAUCCUGACCAGGGCAACCGUGGGUUGCCUCUUGCUCGGUGCACUUGGAGAGGCCUUGCUGGUCUUCUCAGAGCAGAAAGGCUCAUAAAAAGGUGGCCAGCGUGAGAGGGGACCUCGCCAAUGACCACCUGGAGCGGACCAUCUGUGUUGAGAAUGCUGGGCAGAGAAGAGCAAGGACCGUGAGACCAAGCCAGGACCCACGCAGGCUCUGGCCCCGGGGGAUGCGGCAGUUGCUGGCACCAUGAAGGCUCGCUACUUGGGGGAGAUCAAGAUCUGGAGGCUUCUGCAGUGGGCAGCCUCCAGCCUGCCUUCUCCUGAGACCGUCACUGGCCCCAGUUCUGCAGAGCCUGGACAAGCCAGAUGUCACGGGUGGCUUAGCUCCCCUGGGCUGACGGGCAGGACUACGGCUACUGCAUCUCCCUCACCAAGCACUGCUCUUGACACAGGGCUGGCUGGCUGGGGGUCCUGUGGGGCUGUUUUGUUUUGUUUCUGUUUUUCACACCUUUGGAGACACCUCUGGCACCUCCUUGCCCUGCCUUCUUGCUUGCUGGUCUGGAGCUCACCUUCACCCUUGUGGACACAUGGACAGCCCUCAGAGGACUUCAGCUGAGGGAUGAGGGUGGAGAUGGAGUGGAGUGGUAGUGCUCGGUCAAGUGAGAAGUCAGUUAAGACACAUUCAUAAGUUUUAAAGCCUUUUUGUGGUCGAUGGUGCUUUUCUCGCUGGCUGAUAAACUUCUCGUGGCUCUCGUCAACGUGCCAGGAUACGCCAACUAGUCUCCAGGUGGCACUCAGUGCUCAGGUUGCUAAAGCACUGAUGGAGGGCCUUUGUGGGCAGGAGAACAACAAACAAACCAUAUAAUCAACAGAUUCCCCCAUUCUGCCAAUCCAUUUAAACCUCUGGUAUCCCGAGGAGAUUUGAGAUCACUGAGCACUGAUAUAUGUUUUCCAAGGGAGAUUGAAAACUAGAUUAAACCCCUAUAUUUGCCUCCAUGAGAAUCUCAAAAGGAAUGAGCUUGCAAAAAAUGGUAAUUUGAUUCAGAAGAGUGAUAAACUCCUGAUUCUGCUGCUCAUGAAGGUUUCUCAGAUACCUUCCUUCUCAGCCAGGUGUGACAGGUUGUCUGGGGAUGCAGAAGGUCGGGAAGUUCAGGAUGUCUCCAUGCAGGGAGCCAGGCCUGGCUGGCCACCCGCAGCCCUGCGGAGAUUAGGAUCCGUUCAGGCAGCGGGCAGGUGCACUUUCUCCAACUUGCUGAAAAAGAAAAAUGAAACCUAACAAAUAGGCAUGGAUUUGCAUAUUAGGAACUCAAAGAUUUCAGAUUGCUCUUCUGUGUUUGGCUGGUCUCUGCUCACCGUUUAGGAAAUACGUUAGCGUGACCUUCACAGCUAGAUCAUGUCAACCUGCUUUUGUCCUUCAUCUGGAUGAGAACAAAGACAAACACCUGGUUUCCGGCUUUCCCAGAGGAAGCCCUGCUGGCACUGUUGGAGAAGCAGACUCUGAGUCGGCACUGCCCCGAUACAGUGGGUUUUUGUUGUUGUUGUUUAGAGUGUCAUCUAUCAAGGAGUGCCACUUGGGAAGUCACAACCCUGGCAGUGCGGCGGGUAAGUGCUCACCCCCAAGCGGCUCCAUGUCCGAAAGACGUGACGGUCUGAUCCUGUAAGUCACACUCACUGCCAUCAGGGAGAUCGACUCCUGAGGACCCUGAUGAGAGGACGGGAGAGCCGUUCCUUAGGGUGUCCCAGAUAGUAAGUCUUUAUGGAAGUAGAUUGCCUCCUCUUUCUCUGGAGGUAUGUCUGGUGGUUUUGAACUGCACACCCUGUGGUUAGCAACUCAGUGCUUAUCCCACAGGAGCACCAGGUCCCAUUUCCCCCUGGCCUUGGAAACCCCGUGGGGGCAAUUCUACUCUGUCAGAACCAAGUCAACAGCAGCAGGGCGGUUUUGUCUUGUAAGGCUGGAAGGACAAGUAGAAUUGACUUUAAAACUUUGCUGAAUUUUUUAAGAUGUUUUUUAAGGCUAUCAAUUAUAGUUUUUAAGUUUUGUUUUUAAUUACAUU